Molecule: messenger RNA, 498 nt
Organism: Patiria miniata (bat star)
Lineage: Eukaryota; Metazoa; Echinodermata; Asteroidea; Valvatida; Asterinidae
Product: CBL-interacting serine/threonine-protein kinase 21-like
Exons: 1
Coding region: 1-498 (165 amino acids)
Biological process (GO): autophagy; peptidyl-serine phosphorylation
Cellular component (GO): cytoplasm
Molecular function (GO): protein serine/threonine kinase activity; ATP binding
Source: RefSeq, a predicted model, not a curated record
AUGGCUGACAAACUGCAGUCUAGAUUCACCGAUGUCCACAGAUUAGGCGACGGUUGCUUUGGUGAGGUGUACCGGGGACAGUACAGAUCCUCACCCGGGAAAAACUGUGCUCUGAAGGUAUUCCCUCGAAGUGAACAGAUGGCCAGUGAUGAGAUAAUAGCAAUGUGUAGGCUACCAGAUCAUCGUAAUAUCAUCCGCUACUAUCACCACUUUGUGCUGAAUCUUGAUCAACUCUGCCUCGUCAUGGAGUACUGCAGUGAGGGGAAUCUGAAUGACUUUCUGUUGGAACAUCCCCCAAUAUUUAGUCAGGAGCUACGCUUCAUGAAAGACAUUGCCUUGGCUGUAGCCUACCUGCAUGACCAUGGCAUCGUGCAUCGUGACCUGAAACCAAGCAAUAUUUUGCUCGCUUCCGAUGGAACAUUGAAGGUUGGCGAUUAUGGCCUGGCCAAAAUCGCCGCAACUUUUGAACGUCACGGUGGAUGUCUGUAUCACUACUAG